Vigna radiata var. radiata (mung bean) is the source of this 2376-nucleotide messenger RNA. Its product is annotated as cation/H(+) antiporter 4-like. The record is from RefSeq and is a predicted model, not a curated record. Gene Ontology annotation, molecular function: antiporter activity. The coding region runs from base 1 to 2376 and encodes 791 amino acids. The transcript has 4 exons. Gene Ontology annotation, biological process: regulation of pH; proton transmembrane transport. Gene Ontology annotation, cellular component: membrane; endomembrane system. NCBI's taxonomy places the organism in Eukaryota, Viridiplantae, Streptophyta, Magnoliopsida, Fabales, Fabaceae.
AUGAAUUUCAACCAAACCAUCUUCUCUUCGGCCACGCUGCUGGUCAGCAUCCCUCUCUCACGACGUGAGAUCUACAACGUGUGCAUGGAUCAGCCCAUGAAGAUUAUCUCCGAUGGCAUUUGGAACCACCCCAAUGGUUCAUCUCCCACACAAUCUGCAUACACCAUGCUUCAGAUUCAAAUGGUUAUAAUCUUUGCCAUCACUCAAGCCUUUCAUUUCAUUCUCAAGCAAUUUGGGUUCCCUUAUUUCGUUUCACAAGUCAUGGCUGGUUUUCUGCUAGGGCCAACAAUUCCGACAGGACCAUUCGAAAAGUACAAGAAGAUGUUGUUCCCUUUUGGGAGUGCUGAUAUCCUGAACACGGUGUCAUCGUUAGGGUUCUCAUUCUUCCUCUUCAUAACCUCAGUGCAAAUGGACCUGAGCUUGAUCACGAAAACGGGGAAGAAGGCAUGGGUCAUGGCACUUUCCUCCUACUUCGUCUCCAUAGCUAUUGGGUUUUCCGUCAUGAACUUGUUGUCUUCCCAGCUGGAACAAAUAAAUGAUGAUUAUGACAGUUUCUCGAGCUUGCCAAUGGUCAUAGUAACUCAGGGCGGCGUUUCCUUCGCCGUCGUCUCGACCUUGCUCAACGACCUCGGAAUUCUCAACUCCGAACUCGGUCGCCUUGCCCUCUCCACAGCUUUCGUCAAUGACUUAACUGGUGGAAUCGCAGCAGGGUUCGGCGCAGACUAUGUGAAAAGCGUGCAAUUGGGAUUUCCUAUUCUAGUCACAAACGUGGUGGCUUUUUUUGUUUACCUAAUCUGCAUUCCACUGAUUGGGCGACCGGCGAUGAAGUGGAUUGUGAAGAACACCCCAGAAGGGAAACCCGUAAGCAAGAUAUAUAUCUAUUCCAUCAUAGUGUCGUUUCUGGGAUUAGGGUUCUUUGCAGGGUAUUUCAACCAACCUUUCUUAGUAGGGGCUAUUAUUUUAGGCCUUGCAGUCCCUGAGGGUCCACCAUUGGGAUCAGAAUUGGUUUCCCAACUUGAGUUGUUUUGCAGUUGGUUCCUCACCUCAAUUUUUGUCACAUGUUGCACCAUGAAGGUGGAUCUCAAAGCCUGUGUACCUUUAUCCUUCUUUGUGGUCGUGUUCCUCUUCAUUCUAUUAGCCCAAUUGAUUAAGAUACUAUUGUGCAUGGGAAUUUGCCGCUACUGUAAAAUGCCCUACUCUGAUGGUUUCUGCCUUGCUCUCAUUUUGAGCAGCAAAGGUGUUGUGGAUGUCUGCUCCUAUGUCCUCAUGUUCGAUUCAAUGGCACAAAACAAACAAGUAAUAGGGGUUUUGAUCGUGUCGGUGUUGGUUCUGGGAACAACUUCGAAGAUUGGUGUGAAAGCACUGUAUGACCCUUCAAGGAAAUACGCAGGGUAUCAAAAAAGGAACAUCAUGAGCUUGAAGCAAAAUCAUGAGCUUAGGAUUGUUGCAUGCAUCCAAAAGGCAUACCAAGUGAUUCACAUGAAAAACGUGCUCCAGCUGUGUUCUCCUUGUCCAGAGAACACACUGGUGGCAGAUAUUCUGCAUCUGAUGGAACUGGUUGGAAGGUCCACUCCCAUUUUCAUUGCACACAGACUUCAGCAAAAGGUGGGGUCCUCCUACAACUACUCCGGGGAACUCAUCGUGACCUUUGACCUUUUUGAACGUGACUAUGCGGGUAGUGCCACCGCCAACACCUACACUGCCAUAUCCCCAAUGGCACUGAUGCAUGAAGAUGUGUGUCACCUUGCACUGGACAAAAACGCAGCCAUUAUAAUCCUUCCAUUUCAUCUGAAAUGGGGAGGGGAUGGUUCGAUUGAGUUAGAGGACAGCAACAUAAGGUCAUUUAACUCAAGGGUUUUGGAAAGGGCACCUUGCUCCAUUGGGAUUCUUGUGAGCCGUGGCCCUGCUGGGUUCAGCGCAGCAAAUUACAAAGUGGCCAUGGUUUUCUUGGGAGGAGCAGAUGACAGAGAGGCCUUGUGCUUGGCUAAGAGGUUCACCAAAAACCUUGGCAACAGGUUGUUUGUGUAUAGGUUGGUUGCAUACGAUCGUGAUAUGUCGAAUUGGGAAGACAUGAUUGAUGAUGAGGAGUUGAGGGAGGUGCGUGGAGCCUAUGGAAAACUUGAAAAUGUUGCAUACGAAGAGCACACCAUAGAAGAUGCAUCUCAGACAACGGUUUUCAUCAAAGACAUAGCCAACAAAUUUGAUUUUAUCGUGGUUGGAAGACGCUACGGAAUGAGAUCUUCUCAAACCUAUGGCUUGGAAAAUUGGACUGAAUAUUCGGAGUUGGGAGUCAUCGGUGAUUUGCUUGCUUCACCUGAUAUGGAGACUAGGGCUUCUAUUUUGGUUGUACAACAACAGUCAACGGCUGCCUCAUGA